CAGCUUCGAAGAAGGAACACCUGUUGUCUGCUGAUGCCUGCAUACCAUUCAAAAAUCGAGCAUGAGCUUGUGGUUGGCAAUAUGGCGCUUCUACCUUUGCGUACAAAUUACAAGGGACCAGCGCCACGAACUGACAAUGAUCUCGACAUAAUCGAUGAGGCACUUAUGUAUUUCAAGCCUAAUAUCUUCUUCCGUGAGUUUGAAAUCAAAGGACCUUCCGACCGCACCCUGAUCUAUCUGACGCUUUACAUCACGGAAUGCCUACGAAAACUGCAAAGGAGUCCGAAUAAAAUCUCUGGACAAAAGGAUCUAGCAGCACUAGCUCUCAGCCAUCAGCUACCAAUCCCAGGCGAAGCGGAUUUCCCUCUCAACAACAUGUAUAAGGCACCAGCAAAUAAACAAGAAGAAGAAACGAUGCGUUCUUACCUACAACAGAUGCGACAGGAAUUAGGAAUGCGACUUUGCGAGCUAGCGUUCCCAGAUCCUUCAACCAAGCCCAGUAAGUGGUGGCUAUGUUUUGCUCGAAAGCGAUUCUUGGACAAAGGGCUUGUAAGCCAAGGAGUCAUUCUGUGAGCCGGAUACCGCUCAUAUCAUACGCUAAUAACUUUAUCGCAUGUGAUCUUUAUAUUUAUUUUCGUUCAUGUAAUGUAUCAUGAUAAAAUGCUCAAGAAGAAUUUUUAUCGAAGUCAUAUACUAGAG
Cylicocyclus nassatus is the source of this 699-nucleotide messenger RNA. The record is from the annotation of a GenBank genome assembly. Lineage: Eukaryota; Metazoa; Nematoda; Chromadorea; Rhabditida; Strongylidae.